CCGUCUGCAAUUUCCUGAUGUUUUGUAAACAGUAUUUGUUUUUUUUUAGUAUGAUUUGGUUGGUUAUCUAUUAUUAGUGUGUUAUCCUUUCAGCGAUAUGUGGUUAUUAUGCAAUUAUAUUUUGCUGAUUUAACAUUUUAACGAUUUUCAUUAGGUAGAUAUUAAAAUAAUGGUUAUGUUGCCAGUUAUUUACUUCAUGUAAUGUACAUUAAUUCUUGGCUGAUGUUUAAGUAAAGAUUUCGAGUUCUAAGUACAUUGCUAUUACAGUCUAAUUUUAUUUUUUUAACACUAUGACUCUGUUUUUGCCGUUUGUUCGUAUAACAUUUUUAAGUUGUAGGUGUGGGCCAAUAUCAAGAUGCUCCUUACGAGCAUCAAGGGCUUUAUCGGGUUGGUUAUAUUCUCCUUCAAGAUCUUUCGGUAGUGAUAAAAAUAAUGAAAAAUCGCUCUCUAAAGUCAAGUCUCGUUCGGAAGUUGGUACUGCAACUACGCUGGAACAAGUGAAAGAGACGACAAAGACUGCGUCCUACUGGGGCAUCUUCCUGGCCGGGUUCGGGCUGACCGGCGUGCUGUUCUACGCCGUGUUCAACGAGCUGUUCUCGAGCAAGAGCCCCAGCAGCGUGUACGGAGGCGCGCUGAAGCGGUGCUCCCACGACCCCCGCAUCAUAGACGCCCUGGGCGAGCCGCUCCGGGGCUUCGGAGAGGAGACGCGCAGAGGCCGGAGAAGACACGUCAGCCAUUUGUUUUAUGAGCGGGAUGGAAUCAACUAUCUCAGGAUGAAGUUUUACAUUCAAGGCAGUAGAAGAAAAGGCACUGUACAUUUAGAAAUGAGAGAGAAUGAAAAAAAUAAAUUUGAGUACAGGUACCUGUUUGUGCAACUAGAAGAGUAUCCCAGGGACAUAAUCGUCUUAGAAGACAACAGAUAUGAUCAUCCAAGUCCAGCAGACAACAGCAAAAUAUUUGAUACGUUAUAAUAAAACUUGUUCUAAAUGAGAACCAUUACCUGACUGUUUGAAAGUGUAUUUUGUGUGGUUGAAAUGUGAAAGCAUGGUUUUUCAUGGAAGUAUUUCUGUAUUACAAAUUUUUUUUUUCAAUUGAAGCAAAAAUAAUAAGCAUAAAACCAGAAUUAAGCUUUCCGAAACUCAGCCUCAGCUGCCUUUAAUUUGUUUAUAAUUCCUUACUUCUAAGAAGAAAUAUUUUGAAAAUGAGAAAAUAGAUAGGCUUGCAUGCACAGGCAUGAAUUGAAGCAAUAUAAAGUAUUACCACAUUUACUCGCAUAAUCGUCGCAGCAAUUUUACCAAAUUUUAUGAAAAAAAAAGUGAGGUGCGACCAAUAUGUGAGGAAAAAUUAAAAAAAAAAAAAUUUGAAGUAAAAUUUUUUAGUAAAUCGCUUUAAAAUGCUAAAUUAAAGAAGUUAAUAUCUAGGUACAUGGUACCUAUACGUAAUAUUUAAUUACAAUACGUGCAAAAUAAACAAAACAACUUUUGGUUACAAGAAGUUUGGCAAAAUAAAAAUAUAGUAUGAACACAAAAUUGUGAUAAAAUCAAUAAACAAAAUACAUUUAUAAAACACAUUCAGUCUCAACACUCACCAAGUUUAUCUAUUUAUUGUCUGAACUAGAUUCUGAUGCAUCAGAUUCAUUUGCUGGGACGUCAACGUCAUCUUAGUCGCCGCUGUCGUCAUGUGUUAUCCAAGUUGUCUGUUGUUUUCGCCAGUCACGAACAAGUUUUUCAAUUACUGAUUUCCGUGCUUCUGCAAAAACGAUUACGCGAAACUUGAAAGCGGCAGUAUACAAAUUGUAUUUACCCUUAUUUUUACAAAAUGAACUUUCUCAAACUCUGCAAUUACCGGUACUUUCCACUCCAAUGCAAACGAGAUAAAACAAUGGCAUCACAGCAUCUUAUCUUCCACACACAUUCCUUCCUCCCACACGGCCAAUUAGGACAUGCCGCUCAAGAUUGGACCAAUGAUAAGCGCCACACGCCACGUGAAAGCAGGCUGUUCCAUUGUGUUUACGGCUAUUCCGAUCGCGCCACACGCCACAUGAAAGCAGGCUGUUCCUUUGUGUUUAUGGCUGUUGCAUUCGCGCGUCGCGCCUCGCGCCUCAGUUGCCGUCAAUAAAUAAGGGUGCGGCGAUUAUGAGGAAAAUCUUAAAUACCAAAUUCAUUACCUCGAACAAUAGGUGCGACGAUUAUUCGAGUAAAUACGGUAAUCUGUUUGAUUGGUCUGCAAAGUUUUUUGCUCACGUUUGCUUUGCUUGAUUGUGCAAGCCAGCCUUUGCCUUAUUGUCAGUCAGAAAAUUCGGAUUUCUCGCACGUGGGGAAAUUUGUUGGACGUUGCAAUCGCCUGUGGGUUUUCUCAGGGUGCUCCUGUUUUCCCCACCACUUCAUUCCAUCUCUGCCCCAUAGCCGUCUCACUUCGCACACUCUCCAGGCUGGCCAUUACGACAGGUCUGUCCCUCAGGUAGGGCAUUCCAUCCAUGCAGACCCUGCCUCGGGCGGGAAACUACAUGACAACUUUCAUGUUCACUCUGUGACUCUCCGAACCAGUUGAUUAGCUAUCACAUUUAAAUUAUGAUCAUAUUUGUAAUUUUUUGGCAGUUUGCAGUUAACUUUUAAUACAUGUAUAUAACUGGUGAAAUAUUUUGCAUUCAUUUCAUAAAAUAAAAUUCAUAAUAAUCUAGGGGUUACAGUGUUUUAUCGCAUAAUCUAUACACAUUUUUUUUUACUAAAAUCAAGUUUGAAAAGUAGGGGUGCGAUUUUUAUGCGAAAAAAAGCAUUGUUUGUUCGGUAAAGUUAUUCAUAAAAACAAACUUGUUCAUGGAAAGUACAUUUAUUUAAAAAGUAGAAUAUUCAAAAGCACGCACACAUUUUAAAUUAUAACCAUUUGUUCAACUUUAAUUCGAAAAAUGAAAACUGUGACUCGAAUGUAAGCUGGAAUGAAUGUAUAACUAUUGUAGUAAUACACACCUUGAAAGAUUGUGGGCUAUCAAAUGCAGUUAACUAGGCGCUGGACAGCGUGUGCGCAUUGCACCCAGUCGGCAAGCUAUUGGUAUCUAUAUUUGACUACGUGUGCGUGCUCUAUACAGGAAACAACAUAACUAAACAUGAAUGAUGCCAACCAGCAAUGGCUACAUUUCUAUAAGCGAUACACAAUGACGACUAAGUUGGUAGAUAAAAGUUAAAAUGUUUGAAAAGUCUUUAAAAGAAUAUUUACAUAUCAGACAACUUUUUUUUCUGUUAAUUGAAUAAGUAAGCAGUAAUAACCGAAUGAAUAAAAUUUCAAUUUUAAAAUAAUCCUUUUAUAUGGAAAAACUACCUACACAAAGCGCUUGGAAUCUAACAGCAAGAUCAAAAACAUCAUGCGACGUUUAUGCCACAAUCUUUCUCAAAAUUGCGAUUUCUCAACAUUGCGAUGAUUAUGCGAUGAAACACGGUAAUUCUUUAAUUAUUGUGAUGUGUAGAGAAUUUCUUAAAACCAUUCAAAUUGGAUGGCUUCUUUGAUUCUAAAAAAUAUGACAUUUAAUUUAGCUCCAUCAUCAUGUUUUAAGGUUAGUUUUAUGUCCAAACGUAGUUAUUUCUAUUGUUUCAGUUUUUUUUCUUAUAUAUGCUGAUAAGCAAGUGUCUUAUGAACUUAAAAAAAAAAUGGCUGUCACCAAGUUGAGGUACAUAAUUUUGUAAACAUAUGUGAUAAUCCAAUUCCAUCAUUUUUUUUUAGUUAAAUUUCUUUCAGAUUUAUUUAAUUUCAGUUAAAAAAAUUAUAUUUAUUACAGUUUUAAAGUGCUAUUGAGUUCAACACCUGUAAGUUGGUGUAUAUCCUGGUUUAUCAAAUUUCAACACCAGUAAGUUGGAGUUUUUAAUUGUUCAUUAAAGCCAAGUUUUUUUUCAAGCCAAAUUUUGAAAACAGAUUCUGAAACCAAGCUAAUAUCUCUUCAAAAAAAAAAAAAGUAACAUGAGACUGAAGACAAACAUGGUAGUGAAAUGCAUGUUUGACAAUAAGAAAAUAAUCAAAUUUUCAGGUUGUGGAAAUGUAUCCAGUUAUAUGAUUGUCAUAGCAAGGUGCUUAUUUUUUAAAGGGUUCUGGCGAAAACUAUAGUGUAUAGUUUUAAUGGUAUAUAAGGCUUUGUGGAUUGACUAAUAACUUGUAAUAGUUUUUAUUGUUAGAUUUCCAUAUUAUUAGUACCUAAAAGUUUUAAUUAUUAUCUUUGAAUUAUAAUGUACUUAUAAUUUAUUUUGUACUGUAGUUCAGUCAUGUUAAAAUGAAAUGUUUCUUUUUGAAAUUGUAAAUUUUUUUUUGUGACUUUUAAUUUUUAUAUUUUAAUUUUUACUGAUAUCAGAGAGUGGAUUGUGGUUUUUGCAAAACAUGUUGAUUUACUUUAAAACUCAAUAUUAGCAUGUUAUUUUGUUUUGGCCUGCAUUUUGAAAGAAUUAUUUUUCAAAAUAUUUUUGUUUGAAGCUUUAAAAUUUAAAGAAAAAAAAUCAAUAUUAAAAUUUAAAGAAAUGUUUAAGUACAUACUUCUGGUUUCUUUUGGCAAAAAAAUGAAUGUGAGCUAUAUUGGUAAAAGUUUUCUUUUCUUUGGAUGUUACCCAAAUAAAGUAUAUAAUGAGAGAGGUUGUUCAAGUUUUCAUCUAUCUUAUUUUAAGACUGAGAUUAGUAAUGCAAUUUAUUGUUAUUUAAUAUUAAAUAUCUUUGUAUUUUCAAGAAUGAACAGAACUUGAUGCAAUAAGUGAUAGCAGUUGUAAUAUAAGUGUGUAGUUAUAUUUUUGGGAAACAUAUACCUGAUUGUUAGUAACCAAACUUGUAUUUUUUGUACUGGGAAAAUUAGUUUUUAUUUAAAGAAAUUUAUUAAACUAAAAAUUGCUUUACUCGUGUGCUGAAACAUCUGACCAAAUAUGUUUUGGGACAUGUACUGUCUAGGGUGUACAUAAAUAAAAUGUCGGCACAAUUUAUUUUGUUGGUUUUGUUUUAAAUAAACUGCCAUUUAUUAAAUGUAUUUUACCAAAAUGAAUUCAGUGCAUUGAAAAUAAUUAUUUGUGAAAAAAAUAUAAUGCAUGCAUAUUGUACCAUUAUGUAAAUUUGUGGGUAAUUCAUGUUUCAUGUCCCAAAUCAUUUAUAACUUAGAACCAGCAUAUUAAAUAUUAACUUUGUGUUCUGUUAAUUUUGCUGAUCUACUUUUACUUAGAUUUAUUGACUAUACACUGUUUUCUAUACAAAUUAUGGUGAAGACUGAUGAUUACAUAAAUAAGUAGCAGUGGAAUAUUGUACUCUUUAAUGAAAUAAAAAGCUUUUCCUGUAGUUAGUAACAUUAAAAA
Molecule: messenger RNA, 5309 nt
Organism: Bacillus rossius redtenbacheri
Lineage: Eukaryota; Metazoa; Arthropoda; Insecta; Phasmatodea; Bacillidae
Product: mitochondrial import inner membrane translocase subunit Tim21
Exons: 4
Coding region: 291-971 (226 amino acids)
Biological process (GO): protein import into mitochondrial matrix
Cellular component (GO): TIM23 mitochondrial import inner membrane translocase complex
Source: RefSeq, a predicted model, not a curated record